Pseudoliparis swirei is the source of this 2896-nucleotide messenger RNA. Its product is annotated as dynein axonemal intermediate chain 4-like. The record is from RefSeq and is a predicted model, not a curated record. Gene Ontology annotation, biological process: cilium movement. Lineage: Eukaryota; Metazoa; Chordata; Actinopteri; Perciformes; Liparidae. Gene Ontology annotation, cellular component: axonemal dynein complex. The coding region runs from base 126 to 2486 and encodes 786 amino acids. Gene Ontology annotation, molecular function: dynein light chain binding; dynein heavy chain binding. The transcript has 17 exons.
UAUUUUGAAGUUAGUUCUGACACGUGCGUACCGACAACAAUAUCGUGGGCUGGGAGAACCGCAGUGGUCAGGGGGCGGGGCGUCACGUUGCUAUGGCAACGUAGACACACAACGCAGCUGCAAUAAUGUCUGACGUUACAAGAGAAGAACACAAGAAGAGACGCACUCUGGUCCUCAGGCCCUCUUCUCGAACCAUCAAUAUGUCGGUGUCGGGCGUCCAUGGAGUCCACCAGAGCACGAGAGACACGAGGAGGAGAUCCAGCCUGGGGGGGGGGAGCCGAGUCCUGGAGAAGAGCGUCCUCCAGACCCCCAGACCGGCUGUCCGGGUGUUCGAUGAAGACGAGCGUGACGUCACCCCUCAGCCGCUAAGCCACGCCCAUCCCGCCGCGGCUCAGGCCGGAGCCAGCCGCCUGUUCCUGGACGAGAUCUCUGCCGGGUCGGCGUCGGAUCAGACCACGGCCACCGGGAGCUUCACCGUGCCGUUCUCCAGGUCCAUGUUGGGAAGCAGCAGAAUCUCCAGCCAGUCCACCAUCGAGUCCCUGAACGAGGAGACGGAGGAGGCCUUCCCCAGGCCGGCCCUCCACCUGCCAGACCUGCAGCGCAAAAGAGACGCUGUGAAAGGACAGGUGACGGAGGACGUGCUGACAGAGGUCACGGAGGUCACGGAGGUCACGGAGGUCACGGAGGUCACGGUCUCUGAGACGGACACCAUCGCCCUGCUGGACAUCCCCAGCACCGUCAUGUCAGUGGAGGCCGACAUGGCGAGGGUCGCCCUCCACGCCGCGCGGUGCAGCGGCCCGGCGGGCGCCGUGGCUGUGGACCAAUCGGUGCAGACGCUGAGCGGCGCCGUGAAGAACAAGGCGGUGCAGAGCGACCGCGUCACCACGGCCGACGCAGCCACCGCCGUGACCGGCUGGGACAUGUACGACACGCCGAGCGGCCAGGAAGUAGACCGGGCCGACGGCCUCCUGGAGCCCAUGGGAGCGGCAGAGAGGAGCCUGUCGGCGGGGAGCACGGCCAGCGCAGUAUCUCCGUGGAAGGCAGCUCAGACAACAUGUUUGUGUCCAGUCAGCGCUGCCAGCUCGCUGAGGGACGAGGACGCGCUGGUUCUGAACGCCGAGUCAGAGCUGCAGCUGGUCAUGCUGUCGGAGAGCUUCCAUCACAGCCUGCUGGUGAUGGAGAGGUGCAUUCUGGGAAACGCCUUCCAACCCAAGCUGGCUGCUUACAGACAGCUGCCUGUAACCCCCGGAGCCGACGGGCUGGUGGAGCCGAGGGAGGAGGGGCCCCACAGCCCUCCACCUCCGGCCCUGGAGCGUCUCUGGACGUUCAGCUGUGAGCUCAGCAGAGGACGCAGCGUCCACAGCAUGGCGUGGAACAAGAAGAACCCGGACCUGUUGGCAGUGGGCUAUGGCGAGUUGGCCUCCAGCCCCCAGGAACCGGGCCUGGUGUGCUGCUGGUCCCUCAAGAAUCCAACGUGGCCCGAGCGGACCAUCCGGUGUGGCAGCGCCGUGACGGCCCUGGACUUCUCCUCCAGUAAGCCCAGCCAGCUGGCCGUGGGCCUGCAGGACGGCAGCAUCGCCAUCCACAACCUGAAGACUCAAGGAAGCCAGGCAGGUGUGCUCAGCAGCAGUGAAUGUCCCAACAGGCACUUGGCUCCGGUGUGGCAGCUCAGGUGGACCCUGCAGGAGGUGAGCCUGACCGGAGAGGAGGAGGUGGAGUCCCUCUUCUCUGUGGCUGCAGACGGACGGAUCAGCAAGUGGUUCAUCAGCAGCAGCGGCCUGGACUGCAUAGACCUGAUGAAGCUCAAGAAGGUCCAGAGCACCAAGAAGAAGGCGGGAGGGACCCAGACAGAAAGCGUCCUGUCGGCUCUGACUCCGGGUCUGUGUUUGGACUUCCACCCAACAGACUCCAGCGUCUACCUGGUGGGCACCUGGGACGGACUGGUCCACCAGGGCUCCUGCUCCAACAGCCAGCAGUUUGUGGGGACCUACAGGAAGCACUUUUGUCCUGUGAACUGCGUCGCAUGGAGUCCCCUCAGUCCAGAUGUGUUCCUGAGCUGCUCCUCUGACUGGACCAUCCAGCUGUGGCAGCAGGACCUCCACCAGCCCGCCUUGAGCUUCAGCUCCACCCAGACGGCCGUGUGCCACGUCCACUGGUCCCCCAAGUGGGCCACGGUGUUCGGGGCCCUGAAGGAGGCCCAGCUGGAGAUCUGGGACCUGAACUCAAGCCUCUUGGAGCCGGUCCUGGUGCAGCCGGCUGCUCUUGGGGUGGCGAUGACGUCGCUGCUGUUCUCCCGGCAGACGGACUGCGUCCUGGUGGGGGACAGCGAGGGACAGGUGGAGGUCUACCAACUCCAGAACCUCCGGGUGGGCCCGGGCAGCCAGGUGGACGUCCUGGAGGCCAUCGUCCGCUCUGCAGCUCCCAAACAACUUGAAGACACACAGGAGGGACGAGAAGCACAAGCUAGUGUUCACCUGGUCACAUGACAUCUAUUGUUCAUCUGGUCACAUGACAUCUAUUGUUCAUCUAGUCACAUGGCAUCUAUUGUUCAUCUGGUCACAUGACAUCUAUUGUUCACCUGGUCACAUGGCAUCUAUUGUUCAUCUGGUCACAUGACAUCUAUUGUUCACCUGGUCACAUGGCAUCUAUUGUUCAUCUGGUCACAUGACAUCUAUUGUUCAUCUGGUCACAUGACAUCUAUUAUUCAUCUAGUUACAUGACAUCUAUUGUUCACCUGGUCACAUGACAUCUAUUGUUCAUCUAGUCACAUGACAUCUAUUGUUCACCUGGUCACAUGACAUCUAUUGUUCAUCUGGUCACAUGACAUCUAUUGUUCACCUGGUCACAUGACAUCUAUUGUUCAUCUGGUCACAUGACAUCUAUUGUUCAUCUGGUC